GUGCAGCAAUGCUGUCACGUGACGCUGAGAAAAGGAAUGCCAACAUGGACCCGUGGCAAGGACAGGAUGUGAGUAUGCUACGACCAUAACACGACGGAGGAAAAAAGAAAACUGGAAAAUACAAGAAGCCAUCGACGGCGCCGCGCUUCUUCACCGAGCCGCCCCCGAACUACACACGGUUUUUUUUUUUGGAUCCCACUUCUGGGUUGCGUUUCCUCAACAGCCUCUCGUCUGGUUUGUCCCGGAUCAAUGGUGUCUCUCAGCAGCAGAACGCUGAGUGGGGAGAAUGACCUGUUCAGAGACAGCAGCAGCCUGUUCUCCCUCGGCCUGGGGGACGGAGCCCGCAGCGAGGGGGGCAGUCCUGCCUCCUGCGACAGCCCCGACGCUGGGGAGCUGCGGGCUAAGCACAGCUCCAGCCUUGGAGAGGAGGAGGAGGAUGAGGAGGAUGACGAAGAUGAGGACGAGAGGGGGAGUCUUCAUAUCUUUCUCGGAGCCGAGGGAGAAGAGGAACCCGCGAGUCAGGAGCCUACGUUGCCAGAGUUCCCUUUCCAUCCCUCGUCUCCGUUCUCCCCAACCCUGGAGGACAUAGAUGAGUUCCUAAGGGAAAAGAUGGAACUGGUCAAAGAGGGGCUCCUGGCCCCAAAAGAGGAGGCCUUCCCUCUACCCUGCAGUGACUCUCCUUCCUCCGCUGCACCCCAGGCUGCUUCCUUAGAGACCUGCAGUGACCAAGGGACUCGUGCCUCUCGUUGCCCUCUAAGCCCAAACAUCCCUCAGAACGAGCAAAACAGCCCCGGCCCAGCGGACCAUUCCCCUUCUGCACAAGUUAACCCCUCACCUUCCAGCGUAACCCCGCCAGUGCUCCUGCGCCCUCCGCUGGUUCUCCAGCUCCAGCCCGUGCCUCUGGCCCAGCCUCCGACUCCAGCGGGCUCUCCUCCCGGGGCCCAAAGUGGCAUUUGGCUCACUCAUCUGGUCAUGGGGCUCCAGGGUGCAACAGGACAGAAUCUCACUCUGCUGGCCCCACAGGUGCCCUCCACCGCUACCACCUUGUUAUCACUAAACAGUGGAGACACCAAGACAGCUGACCAGAAGUAUGUGAAGAUCGCUCCUCUGCCCAUCACCAUGAGGACUCUAGAAAUCACGGGCGUGACCGGGGUCGGAGGCCCGGGCAACGGCCUGUUGAAGGCCGUGGCCCCCCGGCUAUCCAGACUGCCGCCCACAGAGAGGGUCCAUAAGUGCUCCCACCCGGGCUGCGGGAAGAUGUACACCAAAAGCAGCCAUCUGAAAGCUCACUUCCGCCGGCAUACGGGAGAGAAACCCUACACAUGUAGCUGGCCUGACUGUGGCUGGAGGUUCUCCCGCUCAGACGAACUGUCCCGUCACCGCCGCUCUCACUCCGGCAUCAAGCCGUACGAGUGCUCUCUGUGCGAGAAGAAGUUCGCCCGCAGCGACCACUUAUCCAAACACACGAAGGUCCACCGCAGCUCCAGGCCCAGCAGGAUUAUCAAAGGCACUGUGUGACACCUUCAGCUGGCCUAGACCCUGCCCUGCCCCGAUCUGGCCUGGCCUGGCCUGGCCUGGCCUGGCUUUGGGUCUCCCUCAGGACUUUUGGUGCUUCACAAGCAGAACUUUCAGAAGAAUCGAGAGUGCUGGCUGCUGUUCUCCCCUCCUAUUUUCCUUCCUUCCCCUCUGCUGUUGUCUUUCCCUGUUCUUUCUGUUCUCAUGCUGAGCAGCCACCUCAG
Messenger RNA from Etheostoma cragini (Arkansas darter), 1739 nucleotides. RefSeq names its product Krueppel-like factor 15. The transcript is spliced from 3 exons. The coding region runs from base 250 to 1518 and encodes 422 amino acids. Gene Ontology annotation, molecular function: RNA polymerase II cis-regulatory region sequence-specific DNA binding; DNA-binding transcription factor activity, RNA polymerase II-specific. Gene Ontology annotation, biological process: regulation of transcription by RNA polymerase II. The record is from RefSeq and is a predicted model, not a curated record. NCBI's taxonomy places the organism in Eukaryota, Metazoa, Chordata, Actinopteri, Perciformes, Percidae.